CCCGCCCCUCCCCGCUCCCCGCACGCGCCGGGCUGCGCGGCUGCGAGGGAGCCCCGGGUGCAAACAUGGCGGAGCCCUCGGCCCCCGAGCACAAGCACAAACCCGCCGCCAACUCCGUGGCGCCACUCGGUAGCCGCGGCGGAGCGGCGGCGGCUGCUGGGGGCCCCCCGUCAGGAGGAGGAGGAGGUGGUGGCGGCGGCCUGUCGGGGGGCCUGUCGCAGCCGGCGGGCUGGCAGUCGCUCCUCUCCUUCACCAUCCUUUUCCUGGCCUGGCUGGCCGGAUUCAGUUCCCGCCUCUUCGCCGUUAUCCGCUUCGAGAGCAUCAUCCACGAGUUCGACCCCUGGUUUAACUAUAGAUCAACACAUCAUCUUGCAUCCCAUGGGUUUUAUGAAUUUUUAAAUUGGUUUGAUGAAAGAGCAUGGUAUCCACUGGGAAGAAUAGUAGGUGGAACUGUAUACCCAGGACUGAUGGUGACAGCAGGCCUUAUACAUUGGAUUUUAAAUAUGCUUAACGUGACAGUCCAUAUAAGAGAUGUGUGUGUGUUUCUAGCACCAGUUUUUAGCGGCCUUACAGCUAUUUCUACUUUCCUGCUCACCAGAGAACUGUGGAACCAAGGAGCAGGGCUUUUAGCUGCCUGUUUUAUUGCCAUAGUUCCAGGUUACAUAUCCCGAUCAGUAGCAGGAUCGUUUGACAAUGAAGGCAUAGCUAUUUUUGCACUGCAGUUCACAUACUAUUUAUGGGUGAAGUCUGUGAAAACUGGCUCAGUCUUUUGGACAAUCUGCUGCUGUCUAUCCUACUUUUACAUGGUCUCUGCAUGGGGUGGUUACGUUUUCAUCAUCAACCUUAUUCCACUGCAUGUGUUUGUUCUGUUGCUGAUGCAGAGAUACAGCAGGAGGGUCUACAUUGCAUAUAGCACUUUCUACAUUGUGGGGUUAAUAUUAUCGAUGCAGAUACCUUUUGUGGGAUUUCAGCCAAUUAGAACAAGUGAACACAUGGCAGCUGCAGGUGUUUUUGCACUACUGCAGGCAUAUGCAUUUUUGCAGUAUCUGAGAGACAGAUUAACAAAGCAAGAAUUUCAGACAUUGUUCUUCUUGGGUGUCUCACUAGCUGCUGGUGUUGUAUUCCUGAGUGUCAUCUACUUGACAUACACAGGGUAUAUUGCACCUUGGAGUGGCAGAUUUUAUUCAUUGUGGGACACUGGGUAUGCGAAAAUUCACAUCCCGAUCAUUGCCUCUGUGUCUGAGCAUCAGCCUACAACAUGGGUUUCCUUCUUUUUUGAUCUGCAUAUUCUCGUGUGUACUUUCCCAGCAGGGCUGUGGUUCUGUAUCAAAAACAUCAAUGAUGAAAGAGUCUUUGUUGCUCUGUAUGCAAUCAGCGCUGUUUACUUUGCUGGUGUGAUGGUUCGGCUGAUGCUCACUUUGACUCCUGUGGUCUGUAUGCUGUCUGCAAUUGCUUUCUCCAAUGUCUUUGAGCGUUAUUUGGGUGAUGAUAUGAAGAGGGAAAAUCCACCAAUAGAGGACAGCAGUGACGAGGAUGACAAAAGGAACCCUGGCAACCUGUAUGAUAAGGCAGGCAAAGUGAGAAAACACGUAUCUGAACAGGAAAAAACAGAAGAAGGACUAGGUCCUAAUAUCAAAAACAUUGUUACUAUGCUGAUGCUGAUGUUGUUGAUGAUGUUUGCUGUUCACUGUACCUGGGUAACUAGCAAUGCAUACUCCAGCCCCAGCGUUGUUCUCGCUUCCUAUAAUCAUGAUGGCACUCGGAAUAUUCUAGAUGAUUUCAGGGAAGCCUACUACUGGCUGAGACAAAACACAGACGAGCACGCCAGAGUGAUGUCAUGGUGGGACUAUGGCUAUCAGAUAGCAGGAAUGGCUAACCGGACUACCUUGGUUGAUAACAAUACUUGGAACAACAGCCACAUAGCCCUGGUGGGAAAGGCAAUGUCAUCAAAUGAGUCAGCAGCGUAUGAGAUCAUGAGAAGUCUGGAUGUGGAUUAUGUUUUGAUUAUUUUUGGCGGAGUGAUUGGCUAUUCUGGUGAUGACAUUAAUAAGUUCUUAUGGAUGGUGAGAAUAGCAGAGGGGGAACAUCCCAAAGAUAUUCGGGAAAGUGAUUACUUUACCCCUCAGGGAGAAUUCCGGGUAGAUAAGGCAGGUUCUCCAACUUUACUGAACUGCCUUAUGUAUAAAAUGUCCUAUUACAGAUUUGGAGAGAUGCAGCUGGAUUUUCGGACACCCCCAGGAUUUGAUCGUACACGCAAUGCUGAGAUAGGCAACAAAGACAUUAAAUUCAAACAUCUGGAGGAAGCCUUUACCUCAGAGCACUGGCUUGUUAGAAUAUACAAGGUGAAACAACUAGACAACAGAGAGACAUUGGAUCAUAAACCUAGAGUAACCAACAUUGUACCGAAACAGAAGUAUUUGUCAAAGAAGACCUCCAAAAGGAAGCGUGGCUACAUUAAGAAUAAACUAAUUUUAAAGAAAGGCAAGAGACCCAACAGGAAGACAGUUUAAAUACACUGCUCUGAUUGCUAAUACGAAGCAGUUGUCCUUGAGAUAACCAGUCUUUGCCUUUAGCUCAAGUCAUGUUUCACAGCAACAUGAGGGUACAGAACCAUCAUUGGUCCAGAUUAUUGUACAAAAUUUUCAGGCAAUGUCUGAUUAAAAAUAUUGGCUUAUUGAGAACAGCUGUUUUAGAUUUGUAAUGUGAAGCAAGACAGAGCUGCUAUCCAAGUCUAGCAGCAUUUUUUUUAUUGGUACAUAUUAUCCUUCAAAUCUGUUGAGAAUUUGGACUGACUGCACCAAAGAACCCUGUAAUUUGGUCCUUGGCACAUGCAUACUUGUCAAUCUUUUUUGGAAAACACUGUUUGGCUGAAUAGCAGCAGUAUGUAAACUGGAAUGGCGACAUCUAAAAAUGACUUGUUUUCAACAUUUAAGAGGAAGCAGAGCUCUCUGAAAUUAAACUUUCAAAAGAAGUUACUCCCAUGAUUAUUUUUCAACGGUUUCUUUCCAUGUCGUUUUACUCUUGCUGCAGGCUGGUUUUGAUGCGGAGUGUAAGAAGCAAAGCUGCAGUUUUCACACGAGAUGACAGGACAAAUUAAUUGGAUGCUAGAUUGGAUGAGCUGCUUUUGUUCAACCUGGAUUGCAGUAUUGCUGCCUUACACUGUCAUUUCAUAAGGUAGACAAGGCAAAUCUUGCACAUUGUAGAUAUAAGGGCUAAAUUUGUAUCGUCCUGAAAAAUCUGAAACGACAGUAAUGAAUGCUAUAGUGACACAGCUCGGCACCAGGGAGCUACUGGUGCUUUAUAACAGAAAUAAAACUGUUCUAGGUUAAUGUUUACAUUGGUAACAAGUGUAGCCUGUUCAAUGGGGAAAGAAAAAGGUUGACAGGUAUACAAACCCCCUUUUCUGUGGCUGCCAGAGGCAGAGGUUUUGCAAACCUCUUCCCUCCCUCACUGCCUUCUCUUGUGAGGGUGAAAGUUUUUCUGGAAACCCGUUUCUCUGCAUUUUUAUUUAGAGUGCUUAAAUGAAUUGAAGAAAUACCUGCUCUAGUGCUGUUUGCUUUGUCUGUCUUUUAUACUGUUGGGGUUUUUUUUUAAAAAAAAAAGAAAGUGGUGAAAACUCAGACUAAAUGCACUAAAAUAUAAAUGGAGACUGAACACGUUCACUUUCCAGAUAUAGGAAACCUUUAUAGACUUGACAAUUUUCUUUAAUUCAAAUGAAAGGGGUUUUCAGUUUGUUUUCCUGCCCCAGUUGUAACUUUUUAUAGAAACAGAACUUGCAUCAAUCAUUUGAUGUAAAAUGCAGAAUAGUAUGUACCUUUCAUGAAGAAAAUGUAAAUUUACAGUGUUCUGUGAAAAUGUUACUGCUGCCUUCUUUCCCAAGGUGUAGAAUAUUUUUUUUUUUGAUUUAUGAACUCAUUUUUGACUCUGAUGGUUUAUACAGACCAAUACCACAGCUGCAACAUUUUCACAAAGGUUAUUAAAUCUGGAUUUCUGGCCCCCCUGUCGUUUGGAGAUUUCAUUUUAUUUUGUUGCUUUAAAGCUCACUGCAGACCAGUUGUUGACUGUAGGGGAAAAUAAAAGUUAAUUCAAGUUUUGUGUUAAGGGUGUUGCAUCACUUUUGUUGUGAUUAACUCGAUAGCGUGUUGCUUAUGGUCCUAAAUUAAGUGAUUCCAACUGCCAUAAUGCAAAUCUGCUGAACUCGGGAAGCUGCUGUAAUGAAGCCACAGCAGCUACUUAACAUUCUUCUAGCUUAAAUUUACUAAGCCAGAUGUAGAACCUCUACUGAGAUGAAAUUCAAGAUGGCUGUAAUAUUUUAGAGAGAACAGCAGCCGCCUUUCCCAAACACAUAAUGUUGCAGUGAAUCCUUCAAGCAUCUGGAGAAGCUCAAGCUGUUACCUUGCUUAAUCACCCCUUCCGCUUGUGUCUAUUUGAUGCAUAAUUUUUAUUCUUUUGCUUCUUUCAAGCAAAUCUGCAUCCUGCCCCAUCACCAUUAUAAGAAACAAGCAAUCUAACAUUUAGAAGAACAUCUGAAAGUCAACAAAACAGAUGCUGCUGGUCAGUCUGUGGUUUGGCAGUAAGUCCAACCUACUUUUAAUAAAGAAAAUAAAAGGUUGUCCCUUGUCUUUAGGUAUCUUUACAGAUGUUUUCCAUCUUGGCUGACAGUGUUCUCUUCAACAGAGCAGAAAUAAGUGAAUCCUUUUACAGCUUUAAAAACAGUGCCUGUAAGAAAAGUAAGCUAACUAUGGCAUCUUAGCCAGCCUGGGCCUGAAGGUGCCUACCACAUACCUGAGCCUUCUCUAAUUUGACUUCAGAGCUUCUGCUGAUCUUCUGCACUUAAACGAAAAGUUGAAGUCAUCAAGGAAGCCACUUAGAAAGAACAAAGUUACAAAGAAGAACUGGCAGGCGCUGUGUCACCUUCCUUGGUUCCACAGGCACAGCAUAGGUUCCCUGGCUCUCCACUUGCAUCCUGGAGUUAAACUGACUUCUGCCUUUUCUCUGUGAGAACUGACACACACUUCUGUCUGCAAAGAAAAUACUAAACUCCUGCAUUGUUACCAAACGUACCUUCCAUACUAGUGUAUUUCCUUAGCUACAGCCAUCCUGCUGUACUGCUAGGGCUGUAGAUUUUGAAGCAUAAUAGCCACAAACCAGUAAAACCUAGAGGUGAAAAAAAAGUUCCAACUAAGCUUUGGUCUUCAUUUGCUAAGGAACUAAAACUGCAAGUGUCUAGAAGCUGGUACUGCUGAAGUUUUGUAUUGCUUAAUGAUCGCUGCUGAAUGCAGCGAGGGCGGACGGUGCUAUUGGUAAUCCCAGAAAAAAUAUUUUGACUUGUGGAAGAAAUUCCACAAUGGAGGGGGAGAAAAGUUGUUAGUUAAGUACCUUAAUAGACUUACUCUUGAAGAAACCAUUUAUGAACUGCUUUGACUCAGCCCUCUGUACAUCAGUCCCACUGUGAGUAAAAAUUGAAAUCCUAUUCAGCUGUGACUAAAACUGUCAAUAAUGUCUUUAAACCACGUGUAUGAACUGCUCCAAGACAUGGCCUUGAAGCAAUGCAAAGAACAUGACUGGGUAGUGCUUCCUGUCCCAUUUACAGACAGUGUUGUUUUCUGUUCUGCAUAAAAACAAAGUGUUCUUGCACAAUAGUUUCCAACGCUGUGGAUCAAUGUUCAAAACAAGCUAGAACUGCAUUAUCUAAUACUUAAAAACGUUGCUCAGGAUCCACAAAGCCUCUAAGCACAUUUUUCCUCCCCAUGUAAGUGUCCAAUGCUAGAAUAAAAAUUAGAUUUGUAUUUUAAGAGGUAUCUAGCUAAAAAAUUGUCAAAAGAUUAAAUGAAAUAUGAUUUUCAGAAACAAGGCAACGCCUUAACCUAUUUCCUUUCUAUUUAUCAGAAGAGGGCUUAUAUUCACCACUCUUUGCUAAGGCUGUGAUGCUUCCCAGCCCCGUUUUUUACAUGUCGUGCUGUCCAGUUUAAACAAAAACUUACCUAUUGAGUGUCUGGCAGCACUAACUGGGCAGAGCAACACCCACAACAAAC
Cuculus canorus (common cuckoo) is the source of this 6035-nucleotide messenger RNA. RefSeq names its product STT3 oligosaccharyltransferase complex catalytic subunit B (gene STT3B). Gene Ontology annotation, cellular component: membrane. The coding region runs from base 66 to 2510 and encodes 814 amino acids. Gene Ontology annotation, biological process: post-translational protein modification. The transcript is spliced from 16 exons. The record is from RefSeq and is a predicted model, not a curated record. Gene Ontology annotation, molecular function: dolichyl-diphosphooligosaccharide-protein glycotransferase activity. Lineage: Eukaryota; Metazoa; Chordata; Aves; Cuculiformes; Cuculidae.